CCCGGGCACGCCUCCACCGCCGCCUCCCCCCCGCUCCGCCGCCUUCCUUGUCCCCGCUGCCCUGGCUCCCUUCCCGCAGCCCUCGCGUGCUGCCCUAGGGGGACCCAGCCCCAGCGCCUUCCUCCUGCCUUUGUCUCGGGCCCGGCGGGGUGUUCCCGGCCCUGGGAGCCCACCCUGAAACCAGGCAUCGCUGUACGCACACACAUGCGUGCCCGAAAGGGAGUAACUGCCUUUCCAGCUUCUCUUCAGAUUUGUUCGUCUUAUGUCUGCUUCCUCCUAAGCAGUGCUAGAACCUCUUUCCUUUCUCCUCUGUUAGCUCAACUGUUAGAAAAUGCCUUGCUCUGAAGCAGUCGGUAUGUAUUUUGCAGAGUUACUACCUCCAUCUGAAUGUGGUUCUGGAAUGUGUAAGCUGAUGCUCCAGCAAGAAUUGGAUCAGGUUUCAAGCACCUUAUUUGUAAAGCAGGCCGGGAGUUUGUCACAAACUCAAAAGCAGCAUUUUUUGUGAAUGACAUAGUACUGUGCUUCCUGUGCUACUAUUCCAACAAACAACAAACCACGCAGCUCCCGCUUUUUUCAUACUGCAUUAUUCUACAAAUAGCCCUUGUCUCCUUGACAACUUCUUUCCUGCAGCUGUUUCAAACAACAGUUAAGAAUUUGGCACAGUAAGUUUGGGCUUGUGAGGUAGCAGCAGCAGAAGGGAGAUGAUAGGAUACAGCCAGUCCAGGUAUUGUCUCUUGGACAGAGGCAAAUCCUGCAUGAAGGUAGGGGGGGACUUGGAACACCUUGCAUCCAGAGCAGCAGCAGCCCUGCUUGCAUGUAGCAGGAGGUUUUAUAUAACAGCGGAUACCUUUUUGAGUACAUUAAUAUGUAAAUCAAUAGAGAAGCACACUUAGCAUUUUAAUUAAUGAGAUUUUAAGGUUAGCUUUCUCUUGAGAUGAGUACUUGUUGGAGAUGGUGCAGAAAAGUUGGGGGGAGGUUGUUUAUUUGCAGGGUUUUAAUUGAAUUUAAUGGUGGCUGUUAAGAUUAAAAAAUUACUAAGAAGUUAGGUUCUGAGGCACACUUAUUGGACAGGGAAGAGAAUCUGAAGAAACAGUUCCUAUGAUGGACAAAUUCUUCAGUACAUGUGUGCUAACAGAGAUCUCUGUGGUUUAUUGCUGUAGGCAAGAACCUGGAUUCACAUGCAUCAAGUCUUACACACUGAUACAUUGAAUGGGAGAACAGUGUCCUUUUUUAGUGUGCUAACAGGUCACGGGCUGGACUGAUCCACCAGCAUCCCCAGUGUCCUUUCAUUUGUGGAUGUCAUAAUGGUUUUUCUCCUGGUGUUCUCAAGUGUCUCCUCCCAUAUCAGUCUACUAUUCCAGGAGGCAAAUAGCCGUACUCUCUUCCUCUAAAACUGUCUAAUAUCCAAAAUAGCACCAGAAAAUCUCUUCGUUUAUUGUUCUCAUGACUGCGUCAUCUCUACCUAUGGUGCUGCCCUAACUAUUACUGUAUGGACUCUUGCUCAGUAGCAUGGGAGAAGAGGAAGGACUACAUCAAGCACAAUUACUGAGGUUAAGCAUGCCAGUAGAAACUCAGGAGGAGCGAGGAGAAACUGCCUCUGCAGUAGGUGAAAUACAGCUGUUGAGAUGGUCGCUUCUGUGCGAAGCAGCGGCUCCUGACUUCCAUCAAGUUUGGAAUUUAAUGGGAACCAGGAGCUGGGAGCCCCUGCCUCUCUCAGGUGCCUCUCUGCGAAGCCAUGGCUCAUGGACCUGCUCACUCCUGGUUCCCGAGUGUCGUCUUUGGGACCCAGUCCAUAUGUUCCUGACCCCUGUUGUACCACAAUGGCCAUUCUAUAACCUGGACACAAUGUUUGUGCGAGGACUAAAAAGAAAAUGUUUUGAUGGCGAAGAAGAUAUUGAAGGAACUCUGGCUGGUAUUAAGGCUAUUCCUUCAUAUAAUCUUCAGCGACAGUCACUUUUAGAUAUGUCCUUGGUUAAACUCCAGCUGUGUCACAUGCUGGUCGAACCUAACCUUUGUCGUUCGGUACUUAUAGCCAACACGGUACGCCAGAUCCAAGAGGAGAUGACCCAAGAUGGGACUUGGCAGAUGAUAAAUACACAGAGUACAGGCCAGGCAUCCGUGGAUCGUCUUGUUUCAACUGAUAUCCUCUGUCGCUCAUCUAGGGAGCAAGCUGAGGGAAAGCAUGUUCCAGGUUACAGUACUUUCAGUAAAGACUUUGAGGGUGACCAGGCACAAGAUAGUUCAGAAACUAUGUCAACAGCCUCUUCAGUGCAAGCUCUAAGAAACCUGCAAAGUAAUGUGUGGGAAAUGGAGAAUCCACAAGAAAAUAAAGGAAAUUUUCAAAAAUCGUUAGAUCAAAUAUUUGAGACACUGGAGAACAAAAGUCCAAAUUCAGUUGAAGACCUGUUUUCGGAAGUUGACAAUUCUUACUAUGAUCUUGAUACUAUGUUAACAGGCAUGAUGAGCAACACAAAAAUGGGACACUGUGAUGGGCUAGAACCAUUUCCUUCUCCAGCAACUACAACUUCUAGCUCUAAUUGUAAAUCUGAUCUUAACGAGCUUGAUCAUAUUGUAGAAAUCCUUGUUGAAUCUUGAAACUCCUUGUGUAGGAGAUAAAGAUCUGUUAAUGGAAAAAAGACUCAAGAAAGCUAUUUCCACAGUUUGUUCUAUCAAAUCUGCACAUGUAUUUUACAAAUAUCUAUAUAUUAUAUAGAUAUAUAUAUUAAAAAAGCACUUCAUAUUGCAACAUAGUGUUAACUCCUGAAGUUAACCUGCAACUUGUAGUGUAAUGAUCCAAUCUCUUGUCCACUGAACUGUAAGUACAUACGGCAAAUGUUUUUAAGUAUGUGGUCCAAGGCUUUCAAAUUUGGAUUACUUCUACCAAUUUGUUUUAGCCUUUGACAGAGGAUGUGCUUAGUGAGAGGGAUUCUCUCAUCAUUCUUUUUUCUUAUCCUUCUCCCAGUGAAAAUGGUAAUGAACACAGUGGGAAUUUGGAUAUCUGGCUUCCCAUUUUCCUCCAGUUUCCGCUUUGUUACACCACAUAACUCCUAUAAUAUCUGCUGCUUCUGUUCUAAGUCGCUACAUGGCUCUUAAAGAGCAGUAUGCAAUAGUUCCCAUUAUUCUAGCUAGCUUAUUCUGGUUUUUGCUACAUUUUUUAACUUUAAAAAUAGUUUUAAAGUGUUUAUUGGUGUUUAGAAUUUUCCAGGUAUUUUCCUAAAAUAUAUUUUUACUACAGAUGUUGUGUCAGCUGCUAACUAGCAACUUUUGAUCAUAUCUGCAGUUGAUGUAUUUUUUGAAAGGUUUUCAAAAAGGGAUGUUUUUUUACUGUGAGCUACCCAAUGUAGUUCAGUAAAGUGUAUGUAAAUGUAAAUAUACGAUUUUAUACUUUACAUUAAAAUGUAAGAGCUGUUUUUUCAUGAUUCUGUUUUAUAGAGUAGUACUUUACUAAAUUGAGAAUUGGAAUAUUAUGCUUUUUAUACCCCAUAUACUUGGUUGUCAUUAGAGAGAGAGCUCUGAUCCAGCUAGAGACAAUUACAUUUAAUUCAUUUCAGACCGUAUUUUUUCUUAACUACAAACCUAAAUUACAUAGGAUUUUAUUUAUGUGUAUUUAUAUGUAAAUGUCAUCAAGUGAAUUGUUUGUCACUGAAGUCUACCAUCAAAUAUUUGUUUAUAUGGGUUAACUAUCUUGCACUAAUUACUACAAAAAGUGUUACUAGAGGCCUUCAAAUCUCAACUGGUAUGUCUCGAUGUCUUGUCAUAAUUAGUAUGCUCUGCUCUUACCAUGGGUUUCCUCUUGCUAUUUUUUUUUUAAUAACAAAAGAUAAUACAACAUGGGAUGGUGUUCUUUUCUUCAAAUACUCACAUUCAUGUGAGAGUGUAUAAUUAAGGAUAUUGUUAUGAGACUUUUUUGAGGGGGGAGAAGGAGGAAGCGAGGGGAAGAAUACAUCAAGUACAUACACUGUAUGAUUUUGUUGCGAAAAAACAAAAUGUGACAAGAGGCCUGACCCAGCAGCGAGGUCGACAAGGGGGAGAAGAUUGAUCAGUUUGUUUCUGGAAUGUUUUAGCCAAGAGGAAGACGUACACCACUGACUCAGUCAUUUUCUGUACGUUUGAAUCAAGCAAGUCACUGAACUUGAAGAGAGUGCAUUUCCGUACCUGGCAGCCUAUGCUUUCCCACAAGUGAUCUUAGUGCAUGCUAUCUUUUUCAGAUUCUCAAACCUCCCCAAGGCAGAGAGGGUGAGGGCAGGAGGAUGUUAAGGGUGUUCGCCUUUGCAUAAGGACACCACUGGGCUUAGGUUUUCAACGAGUGAUUCAGACACAUCUGGUUUGGGGAAAAAAAUAACAUCACUUGCUAAAUUAUUCAGACUUGAUAGUGGUAUUCAUAUUAAUCUUUACUUGCUGUAGUAGUCAAACAUUGCUUCCUCAAUUAAAUCUUCAUUAAUAACCAUAUUAAAUAUGAAAUACCGUAUACUCACUUGCAAUUUCAGUCUGUGUAAUACAGCUGGACCAAAGAAACACAAAGUACUACUGGACAUCUUAAGCGAUAGAGACAUCACUAAUUACUGAAAGGUGUUGUAGUACAAUAUUGUAAUCCAAGAGGUUACAUAUUGAUGUGAACUGUUAUAUCUCCCAGUGAAAGAAUAGUCCGUUUUAUUUGGCAGUGUUAGUUGCAGAAUGAGAAAUUACUUCCAAAAUGAUAAAACCCUCAAGAAAAUGUGCUUGAUGCUUUUCUACGUGGAUAAGACAGCAGAUGCCUUAGAAUAAAGUAGUCAGGCUGCUUCAGAGUUCUAUAAACAGAACAGUAGUGAUGAGUUGAAUAAAUAAAUACCUUCUGUACCUCUGGAAAGUUCCCCCAGACUGCUCUGAACCGUGGUGGUUCAAAACCCCAAGCUUUGAACAACUGUGGGUGUUCCCCUCUGUUCCUUUCCCCCUUCCAUUUUUGUUAAAUGGGAAAUUUCAAGUUUAGAUUUUCAAAAAGAUGUUUUCUCCUUUCCUCUUCAGUAUGCUUCAGUCUCUGUGUACAAGGUGGGAGUUAGUGUGAGUGUUCGUGACUCUUACACUGUGUAUGUGAAAUGCACGUGUGUGUGCAUAUAUAUAUAUACAUAUAUAUAUAUAUAUAUGAUUGCACCAAACAUCUAGUCAGCUGCAUUCUUUUACUGGGGAGACCAUACCCAGUGAAGAGUAAUUUGUAGAGACUACUUGGCUUAACAGGAAGGGUAUUAGGUAAGUAUGUGGUUAUGUCGUUAAGUAUUUAAGCAGAAAUAUGUAUUCUGUUUUAUUAUGUUCUUAAAACUUAUGCCAAAUCUUAUGUGUUCUUACAUGUCUGAUGUCUUGGCUCAAGUGUUGAGCAGGUCUAAGAAUUUGUGUUGCUGAAACUUGCACAGUCACUCUGCAGAUGUGUACGUAGAGCUGCUCUGACUUUGCAAUCCAGUGUACAGUCAGCCUACUGCUUUUCGGUAUGCCUCAGACUAACUCUGCUGCUUGUUCUGUAGCUUCACUUCUUUUAUAAAAGAAACUAACUUUUA
Molecule: messenger RNA, 5525 nt
Organism: Numida meleagris (helmeted guineafowl)
Lineage: Eukaryota; Metazoa; Chordata; Aves; Galliformes; Numididae
Gene: CDCA4
Product: cell division cycle associated 4
Exons: 4
Coding region: 1510-2595 (361 amino acids)
Cellular component (GO): nucleus
Molecular function (GO): transcription regulator activity
Source: RefSeq, a predicted model, not a curated record